CCUCAACAUCACCAGUGUGGACAUAUAAUGCUGAAGUUCUGGCAACAUAUAAACAGAGGAAAUGUCUCUUCCACUGCUACAAGAAGUAAACAUCCCAACAUAUGUUAACUCCAUUUCAAUCAAUGAAACUAGCAGAAAAUCAUGCAAUCUAGAACACUUUGCUUUGACAUUUCUUGAACAACCCAUGCCAGGUAGAAAAGAGAGAUCAAGACAUUCAGAAUUACAAAUCACAGUUCCUAGGCAAGCCAAUGAAAAAAUAGAAGAAGGUAAUAAGCCAGCUCGUAUGUGGAUAAGACUCUUUAAAUUUUUUUUCAAAUGGCCAUCCAUUUACCUAACUUUCCAAAUACAGGCUCCAUCUAGACAUCCUUAUUAUUCCCAAAUCCAUCCUACAGAGGCAGAAACUAAGAAGUUCUCAAAUGAUAUAAAAGCAGCUUUGAGGAAAGACUCCAAGAAAAAAACAAAUCCACAUAUGACAAAUCCAGAAUCCAAAAAAAUAGUAAAAGAUGAUAAACCUCAAAGAAGAAAUAAAGGAGAUAAAAUUCCAUCAGAAUCCUUAAAGGAAAGUGAACAGAUUAAGAUGUCAAAGUCCAAAUCAAAAACAAUUCCAGUAUCCAAAUAUUCUAAAAUGGUGUCAAACACUGUUUCAAAAUGUAAGACAAAUUCGGAGAAUUCCAAGGAGUCAAAUACAGAUUCCAUAUGUAGAAAGAGCAAUAUCAAUAAAGAUUCUAAGACCUCUAAGAAAAAUUCUGAUAUCCAAUCAGAGACUUAUUCAAUAAAUAGUUCAAAUGUCGGUUUAAUAAUAUAUUUAGAAGAGUCUGUUGCUGAAUCCAUGGAUUUUGACAUAUGGUUAAAGAAUUACUCACACAACAAUAAGAAGACGCCUGCAAAGAAAGACACAAAGAAGAGCUCAGAUGCUGAAUCUGGAGACUCAAAGGAUGCAAAUAAAGGUGCAAAGAAGGAUCAGAAACCUUCAAAGAAAGAUGACAAGAAAAAAGAUGCAAAAAAGGACACAGAAUCUACUGAUGCUGAAUCUGGAGAGUCAAAGGAUGCAAAGAAAGGUGCAAAGAAGGAUCAGAAACCUUCAAAGAAAGAUGACAAAAAGAAAGAUGCAAGAAAGGAGGCAGAAUCUACAGAUGCUGAAUCUGGAGAAUCAAAGGAUACAAAAAAGAAUACAAAAAAAGAUAAGAAAUCUUCAAAGAAAGAUAGCAAGAAGAAAGAUGAAAAAAAUGGCACUGUUCCUACUGAUUCUGAAUCUGAAUUAGAGUCAAAGAAGGGUAAGAAAGAUGACCAAAAAGAAAAGAAAGAUUCUAAAAAAAAAUCCAUCAAGAAAGACACAGCUUCUUCUGGUCCUGAGUCUGCAUCUGAAGGAGAUUCAAAAAAGGGUAAGAAAGCUGAUAAAAGAAAGGAUGCAAAAAAAGACGCAGAGUCUACUGAAAUUGAGUCUGACUUGGGGUCAAAGAAGGGUAAGAAGGAGUCAAAGAAGGAGAAUAAAGGUUUAAUGAAAAAGGCCAAGAAGGAACCAAAGAAGGACACAGAAUCUAUUGAUGCUGAAUCUGAUGUCACUAUAAAGCUCAAGCAAAAAAAGAGAUUUGAUGAUUCAGACGCCAGAUCUACAGAUUCAAAGAAGGGAGUAUGUGAAAUAAAGAGAGGAUUUAGAAUGUCAUUUAAAAAUGAAUUCAGUGAAAAAGGAAAAAGACCAAGUACAGGUAGAGUUCCUCCAUCAAGAGAAAGUCCACCACUCUCUCCUUGUGAAGCUUUUCUACCGUUACCUAGGAUCAAAUGUCUCUGUCAGUGCAGAAUGCCACCUCCACCUCCAAAACCAAGAUAUGCUCCUUUGUGUAACUUAGCAUUUUGGACCAUCUUGCCUUCUGCUUUGCACACUUUACUGAAUGGCUUUGAACAAGAAGAUAAAUAUGGGGUAAAAUUUUCUCAUGGAAGACUCCGCUCCCUGUGCCAACUGAAAUGGCCAGCCUUUGGGGUGGGACGGCCAGCCAAAGGGACUUUUGACCCCAGUAUUUGCCGGGUGGUUUGGAGCAAGGUCACCAGUCACCCUGGCCACCCAGACCAAUUUCCCUACAUAGACAUCUGGGUUCAGGCUUUUGAGGAACCUCCGGCUUGGCUGCAGCACUGUUCCCUUCUAACAGGCACUCACAUUUUAGUCGCUGCCCCAAAAAGACUCCGGGGACUUAAGACCUGGACUCCCAAGCCAGUACUCUCACAGGAACCUGACCCCUUAGACCCCUUGGGAGGGCCUCCACCCUAUGUGGAAUCCUCUACCUCCUCAGAUGGAUCCCGCUCUAAACCCUGA
Messenger RNA from Heterocephalus glaber (naked mole-rat), 2308 nucleotides. The record is from RefSeq and is a predicted model, not a curated record. Lineage: Eukaryota; Metazoa; Chordata; Mammalia; Rodentia; Bathyergidae.